AUGUCUGCAAGCACCAACGGCGCCGCGAGGGCGCCUACAAAGCCGAGCGCGCCUGAAAAGAAACCAGUCAAGAUUCUCAUGAUUCACGGCUUCACGCAAAACGGCCCUCUGUUCCGGGCCAAGACGCGCGCGCUAGAAAAGACGCUCACCAAGCUCCUCGCGCCCGUCUCCCUCACGCCGCAGCUGCUGUACCCUACGGGCCCGAUUCGGCUCAAGGCGAGCGACAUGCCCUUUUACGAGCCGCCCUCCGAUGCGGCCGAGCAGGAGCCCGAGACGUGGGCGUGGUGGCGGCGCAACGACGCUACGGGCCAGUACACCGGCAUCGACCGUGGGAUGACGACGCUGGCGGACGCCAUUCGCGAGGCCGGCGGCGUCGACGGCGUCGUGGGAUUUAGUCAGGGCGGCUGCGCGGCGGGCGUCGUCGCGGCAGCACUCGAGAGCGAGCGCCGGCCGUUGCCCGACCCGGCGGCGGGCGGCGUCGACGAGGACACCGCGGCGUGGGUCGCGGCGCUGCGCGCGGCCAACGGUGGGCGACCGCUCAAGUUUUGCGUCGUCUACUCGGGGUUCCGCGCCGCCGAUCCGGACGUGGGCUGGCUGUUUGAGCCCAAAGUUGCGACGCCGACGCUGCACAUCCUCGGCAGCCUUGACACCUCCGUGGACGAGGCCAGAAGCCAGACGCUGAUUCAGGUCUGCGAGGACCCGCUGGUCGUCACUCAUCCAGGCGGUCAUCAUGUGCCCGUUGCUAGAGAAUGGAUCAUGCCCUUGGCUGGCUUCAUCAAGCAGCACGUAUACGACAAAGAAGUCAAGGCAGAGCUGUAG
Messenger RNA from Beauveria bassiana ARSEF 2860, 819 nucleotides. Its product is annotated as serine hydrolase. Bases 1 to 819 code for a protein of 272 amino acids. The transcript is spliced from 2 exons. The record is from RefSeq and is a predicted model, not a curated record. NCBI's taxonomy places the organism in Eukaryota, Fungi, Ascomycota, Sordariomycetes, Hypocreales, Cordycipitaceae. Gene Ontology annotation, cellular component: nucleus; cytoplasm.